AAAAUCAUACGCGUCAGUGCCAUUGCCAAUAGCCCAGCGUUCACAAUUGCGAAGCUUCCCUAAUGAGAAGAUUGUAAUAAUUAUUGUGUGUUGUACUGUUGACUAUUUCAGGAACAAAGAACAUAAAGGGUUAAUAAGGAACGUUACGGCGCCAGCGCUGCAGGACAACUUGUGGUGUGUUUGUGAACUUUCAUCCUAGUAUCCAGUUGCCUUUUUUCCGUUGCGUUUCGUACUCGCAAGUACUUUAGGGUGGAUUUAAUAAGUGUUCGCGAAUUUGAGGAAUACGUUAAUGGGAAAUACAACGGACAUCUGUAGAUGACGUAAAAUAUUAAGGGUGCUCCCAUGCGUAGGAAGGAACGGAUCGCAAUGUUGAAGGCAAGAGGUGGAUCGGGCUGAGUUCCACAUACUCAGCUCUGCAUGAGAAAGAUGUCCUAAUAUGGGCCUGCCUUGGAUGCUAGUUGGUGCAGCCGCUAUCCUUCUGGUAACAAGUUCAGCUCAAACAGACAUAUUCGGGGAAGGAAAGUCUGACAAGGAAAUCCUGGACAACUUACUGUUAGCGAAACGGUACGAUAAGAGAUUACUGCCACCAGUUUCUGAUGCUGCUUUUUGCUGUGAUCUACACACUCCGGAGGACGGGAAUUCCAAGGAUGACUAUCACCUAAACAGCAAAAAUCGCGGCACGUUAAUAGUAAAUAUAAGUGUUCUACUGCUUAGUCUAGCGUCACCCGACGAAUCUAGCCUGAAAUACGAAGUGGAAUUCUUACUACAGCAACAAUGGCAUGACCCACGCUUACGGUACGCGAAUCAAAGCCGAUACGAAUACCUCAACGCGAUCCAUCACAAUGAAGAUAUCUGGCUUCCAGAUACAUAUUUCAUCAUGCACGGCGAUUUCAAGGAUCCUCUCAUUCCGGUACAUUUCUCCCUUCGUAUUUUUCGCAACGGAACCGUCCAUUACGUUAUGCGGCGACAUCUCAUCUUAUCAUGUCAAGGUAGCCUUAACAUUUUUCCUUUCGACGAUCCUCUAUGUUCAUUUUCUAUGGAAAGUAUCUCUUACGAGCAGAACGCUAUGAAAUACGUAUGGAAAAACGACGAGGACACCUUGAGGAAAUCUCCAAGCCUCACCACACUCAACGCAUAUCUUAUAUCUAAUCAAACCAUCGAGUGUUCUACCAAGACCAGCUGGAGAGAGCACUACAGCUGUCUGCGAGUGGAGUUAACGUUCACGAGGGAUCGCGCAUUUUACUUCACGACAGUUUUUAUACCGGGAAUUAUUCUAGUAACUUCGUCUUUUAUUACGUUUUGGUUGGAAUGGAACGCUGUUCCUGCGAGGGUUAUGAUAGGUGUAACGACAAUGCUCAAUUUUUUUACGACAUCCAACGGAUUCAGAUCGACAUUGCCUGUGGUCUCCAAUCUCACUGCCAUGAACGUUUGGGAUGGAGUUUGUAUGUGCUUCAUCUACGCCUCCCUUUUGGAGUUCGUUUGCGUUAAUUACGUAGGACGCAAAAGACCUUUGCACAACGUUGUAUAUCGCCCAGGAGAAAACCCAGUGACACAGCGACUGCCCGCUGUUCUCAGCAGGAUAGGCAUAAUUCUGGCCAGUCCCUUGGGCGAUAAAAAGAGAGAAACGGCAAUUCCAAACGAAAUUGUAUCCUGUACGACCUGUGGGGCAAAUCCGUGCACUCACACGGCGAAUAAUGGAUGUGCGACAGAGUCAUGUUUAUUGCAGGUACGGAAAAAGGAACCCCCUCAUCCGAUUCGUGUGGCAAAAACUAUAGACGUGAUCGCACGGGUCACUUUUCCAACGGCGUUCGCAGUGUUUCUCAUUUUCUUUUUCUGUCAUUACAAAAGUUUCAAUGAGUCGCCUCAUUCGCAAUAAUAGUUUUGGUUAAGUAUGAACAAUGCAUAAGUGCUUUCGUAUGAAGACUAAACAAUACAUAUCAUAUUGUAAAAGGUGGUGAACUUAUGAGAAAUAAAGGGAACAAAGACAGUAUAAUGUUGUGGGUUAGUAAGUAUUAUUUAUUUAUUUAAUUUAUUACGCGUACUGUAUACGUACUAUUCUCGAUACUACAUAAAAGUUCGCAAAACGUGUAGCUUUAACGCACUGUACAUAUGUACUUAAGGGAAUUACCUACUUUGUUUAAAAUACGUGUAUAACCAUGUAGUAGGUACCGCAAAAUUUUAGAAGUACAGCAAGUGCAUUAUUACUUAUUGUGAUAUUAACAUCGCGUUAUGAUAAUAACAAAACAAGUAUGCAAAUGGAUUUAAUGAAAAAAUUUAAAUUUGUUUACGGAUGGGAGAGCUUUAUUAAAUAUUAUGACGAAGAGGAAGAUUAGUUGAACAUUCUUCAUAUACAUUUAUUAUAUACGUGUUCUUAAUAUAUGCUAUUGAUAAUCUAAACACUUUUUGUACUUUUCGGAAUGUAGUCUAUUUAAAUUGUAAAAAGUAUAUUGAUGCCGUUAUAUUGUUGUUACGAAUACAAUGUGUAACAGAAAGGUAAACAACCAAUAUUCUAAAAUUCAAUUACAACGAAGCAACGUAAAUGUAUUUCGCCAAUCAUUUUCACAAAUUACUUUGGGAUAAUUAGUGAAUUGUGUGAAAAUAGACAAACAUUCAAAUUUCAGCAAUAAAUAAUAUAAAUCACAACUUUGCAUUAAUCAGAUCACCAACUUAUUGUAUAAGUGUAACAGGACAAGUAAUACGCAAUGCAAUGAAUAAAAAUUGAAUCAACAAUUCUAAACUUCUAUCGGGUGUCUUAAUUCUAAAAGAUUUUACCUAUUCUGUUACACAUUGUAUUACAUCAUAAACCGUAAAAUUUUAAUAACAUUUUGAAUGCGUUCAGCUUGGCUAAACGUAUAGUAAUAAACAAAUUGAUACAAACAGUGGCAAUCAAUAUAUUUUACAGACUAAGAUUUGCUAAAACCCUAUCGCGGCUUUUAGUAUAUUUUUACUACAUUUACACAAUUAGGUACCUAUAUUUGCUAAUGUGAAAGGACAGCAGUGCCCGUAAUAUUAGUGCAUCAAUUUGAAAGGGUGCGAGUCAAUCAACCUAACAGUAAUUUGAGUAACUGGUUUAAAGGGCCACUCGCUACUCGCUUUUAGCAAUACGUUAAUCUGGUUUAUCAAAUGAUCCAUCCAUGUAUCUAACGAUAAUUCUAAAUGACAAUUGAGUGUUUUGCUAUUCUGUAAACGGUUUGUUUGCUGUUUAACGAUUAGAGUAGAUACAUGAGUAAUGAAAGGUGCUUUUCUGUAGAUGUAAUUAUUCUGCAUUUAACUCGUUAAAAUUGUAAAAAAGGUUAUGUUAAAAUACGGAGGUAUUCUCUGUGUGAUUGUUGCAGGAAUUUGACCCAUUAUUGUCGAACAAAGUCUAAUUAUUAAGGGUAGUUUGUAAUUAAUUGUUACUUCACGUACUAAAACAAUGUAUAUAGUAUAUAAAACCAUCAAGUCGAAAAUAUUAUGUAAAUGUAUUAUUAACUAACUAUAUAGUUUAGCCCGUAGCAUGCCAACAUGCACGAGAGAGCAGACACUGUGAUUAAACAGGCUGUAAAGCUUUGAACCAAUUAAUAACUACUAACAUUAUACUGCUAUUACGUAAU
This is a messenger RNA of Photinus pyralis (common eastern firefly), 3593 nucleotides long. It is a transcript of the gene pHCl-1, whose product is annotated as glutamate-gated chloride channel. Gene Ontology annotation, molecular function: chloride channel activity; transmembrane signaling receptor activity; neurotransmitter receptor activity. Bases 437 to 1876 code for a protein of 479 amino acids. Lineage: Eukaryota; Metazoa; Arthropoda; Insecta; Coleoptera; Lampyridae. Gene Ontology annotation, biological process: nervous system process; chloride transmembrane transport; signal transduction. Gene Ontology annotation, cellular component: neuron projection; synapse; membrane. The transcript has 14 exons. The record is from RefSeq and is a predicted model, not a curated record.